Molecule: messenger RNA, 3764 nt
Organism: Xiphophorus hellerii (green swordtail)
Lineage: Eukaryota; Metazoa; Chordata; Actinopteri; Cyprinodontiformes; Poeciliidae
Gene: fgf23
Product: fibroblast growth factor 23
Exons: 3
Coding region: 1529-2326 (265 amino acids)
Molecular function (GO): growth factor activity
Source: RefSeq, a predicted model, not a curated record
GAAAAUCUAAGAGUUGCUCAGAAAGCCACCGCUGCAGACAUUUCUCAAACAACAUGAGAUAAAAAGACAAUACAAGCUGUUUAAGUUAUUUGUUUUCCAGGAAAUGAGACAGAAUCUGGAAACGCAAGUGAUUUUCAUUCUUCCAUUCUUUCUAGAACUAGGAAAAAAACGCAGUGCUGCUCAAAAGUUUACAUACAGCAUUUAACAACAAUCAAUUUUUUAAAAACGAGGGUCACAAAAAAGUCAAAGUCCAAAGCGACUUGCUUUGCUUUUCCAUCAAGAAACUUCUGUACUGACAAAACAUUUAUGCUUCAUCUGCAAAUUUUUAACACAACUGGGAUUUUGGGGCAUUAAAAAAGGCAAUUCUAACGAGUAAUGAACAAAUGUUGAUGUUCGUUUGGGAUAAUUUAACUCUCGAUUGUGUAAGUUUAAACAAUUUAUCCCCAAUAAUCUCCCUUGGAAGAAAGAAAAUUAGUUUGAAUGUUUAAAACUGUUCAGGAAACACUGAAGGAUGCAUUGCUAUCCACAGUGUAAAUCUGGACAAGCCAAUUACUUUCUAGAGAAAAGUUUUAUGGUUCAACGAAAGUUCGCAGUAGUAAAGAUGAGGUUUUCCAAUAUACAAUAACUGCCAAGCAUAAUGGUGAAAAAUGUACAAAUUAUACAUAAAAGUGGCACGAAUCCGAAGAAAUCAAUCAAUUCACUGCCCAGAAGAGUAGGAAAUAUCACCAAGAAAGAAAAAAAUCCACAGUGAAAUCAAACUGUCAAACUUGUGCUGCCAAUUCUUAUUUUCAAAAUCAUCUUUAUUUAUAUUUUUGCACAAUUUUAUUUAGGCUAAUAGAAGUAAGCAAGUUAAAUGUGGAAAAGAUUUAAAUUUCUACAGAAAAACAGAAGCUUAAUUUCUCAAGAGCAGGCUUUUUUUUUUUUUUUUUUUUAGAAAACAUAAUUAUAGCCAGUUUACUGUUUCCUGUGUCUCUGCAUUCUUUCAAUAAGAUGCAACUUUUUAGCCUCUUUUGUGGGCUUAAUCCUGAGUAAGGGAAUGUCUCCAUCUGCUGGUGAAAUAGUGGAAACGUGGAGACGUGCAGGUGCACGUUAAAGUAAGAAAUAGGACGGACAAAGUGCGUAUAUAACAUUUGAGCAAAAGUUGCCAAGAAUGUCAUUUGAAGUAUUAAUUUUAAUCUAAAAUCACACAAAAAAAUCGUAAUUUUAUUUUAAACGGUUUCAGGUCAAUUUUUAGUAUUUGUUAUAAUUGCAAAGUGACUCUAAAUGACAACCUGAACCGGAGGAUUAUUAACAAACAGUUUAAAGUGGAGGAGGAAAGAAGUGUAACCAAAAAUACGAGUCGUGUUUGACCAACAGCUCUGGGAUAAACACACCGAGGUGGAAGUGGUCCUUCCGUUUGCAGCAGCCCGCACAUCUUUGGGGGCGACUGUUUUGCUUUUUUUCCUAGCAGGAGUGGCGCUCGGAGGGGUUUAAAAAGGUGCAGUCCGCAAACUUUGGCGCAACAGAGCUCCCAGUGGAAACCAGCAGGAUGGACGUCAGCAAGCGACCGGGGAUGAGGAACACCGUGCUGGCGCUCCUCUUCGCCGUCCUGCAGGGUCUUCCCAUCGGGGAAGCCUCUCCGAACCCGUCCCCACUGGCUGGAUCCAACUGGGGGAACCCGAGGAGAUACGUCCACCUGCAGACCUCCACCGACCUCAACACCUUCUACCUGGAGAUCAGGCUGGACGGCGCGGUGCGCAGAGCCACGUCCAGGACGUCAUACAGUGUAAUUCUACUGAAAGCUGAAACACGGGAGCGCGUGGCGAUCUUCGGAGUCAAAAGCAACCGCUACUUGUGUAUGGAUUCAGAGGGCAACCCCUACACUUCGUCUGUUUGUCUCAGGGAGGAAUGUUUGUUCAACCACAAGCUUCUGGAGAACAACCGGGACAUAUACUACUCCACCCGGAACAGCAUCCUGUUCAACCUGGAGGGCUCCCGGCAGGUGUACGCAGUGGGUCAGAAUCUGCCGCAGACCGCCCUCUUCCUGCCGAAGAAGAACACGGUGCCGCUGGAGCGCCUCCUGCUGCACAGGGGGAAGAGGAACCAAGUGGUGGACCCCUCAGACCCACACAACGCCCUCACCCGGCAGACCGAGGACGGCUCGGACUCCAGGGCAGUGCGAGAGGACGACGGAGACCUGGAGGUGGAGGCAGAGGUGGAGAUUGAGGUUGGGGACGACGGGGUCGUCUCCAGGGAGACGCCGCAGCAGGCUCCAUCCAACCAUGACCCCUGGAACGUGCAGUCUUCCAGACAGGCUGGCCCCUGGAGCACCGGCACCGUGGGAUGAGCUUAGAGGGGAAAACUACUCUUAAAGCAGCAGUAUGGAACUUUAAUUAAAAAUACAUAUCUUUACAUAUUUGUUGACACUGUUGACAGCAUGAGACAAAAAAAUCUGGCUCCUCUGUCUUCUUCCAGAGAUAACUACAAACAACCAAUCAGAGCCAGGAGGCGGGUCUUAGUGCUGUCAAUCACCCCUCUGCAUGAAUGCUAAUGCUAUUUAUCAUUAAUGACACAAAUGACUGCUUAUAAAUCGUUUUCCUGUAACAGUAAGAUGUUUCUCCUCCAUUAGCACAUUUAGCAUUGUACAUGAGGAUGAUUGACAACAGUAAGACCCUCCUCCUGGCUCUGAUUUGUUGUUUUUGGUUGCAUUUCUUCAUAUGGCCAUAGUAGCCCAGGGAAGAAGUGGUGGAGAUUGAUCUUUCCGUAGAUUACCUGUCUCAUAACAAACUGUUACAACAUGGAGAGAGUUUAAACAAAUAUGUAAAAAAACAUUUUUUAAUUAUAAAAGUUACAUUCUGCUACUUUAAAGUCUUUAGAUUAGGCCAAACUACUGGUGAAUGAUUUAGAAAAGCAGUGUUUACACACUGAAGGUGGAGCAUUUCACUUGAGUUGCAAUCACUUUUGCACAAUUUCUAUUAUAUUUAAAUAAUCUGUAACAUUCACCAAAAUCAGAUCUUUAGAUUCAACCCUUUUUUUAAAUAGUAGUUUAGAUACUUAGAUAAAUUUCCAAAAUGUAAAUUAUAUUCCAUGUAUUUACUUGUUUUGUUUUUUUUGUUUUUUUUCAAAACUAACAAAGCUCAGUAGAAAUAAUAUUUUCAAAUGUAAAUGUGUACUUUGUGGGUUUUCUUCCCACACUAACAAACCCACAAAGAUGUUUUCCCAAGACAGAAGCCUGACUUAUCCUACCUCUGGAGGACCAAAAGGCCGUCUGCUGGUGUGAAGCCAGCCAGGCAUCGCUUAAAAUCUAACAUAUAAAUAUAUAUAGUACUCCAGCUGUACUCCAGCUACUAGUACAGUUGGGGUUUUAUUUUAUUGCUUUUACAUAUCAGAUUUUUUGUUACUUGAUAAACCUUAACAACAAUUAUUAAAAGUUGAUUUUAACUGUAUUUGUCCACCAUCCAUUACGUGACUUGAAAAGAAGGUGACUACAGGGUAAAAAACUUUAACAAAGUCAUAAUUUUGAGCUUAAAUUUGACCUCUUGUGUGAUAAAAAAAAUCAGGUGCUGGACACCCAGCAGAACAAAAACAACCCAAACACUAUUUAUUUAUUUAAAUCCAUUCCUUUAUUGUUAUUUAUGGUAUUUAUAUGGAUGCUUUACAGUUAUAAUGUACAUACAAGCUAAAAAAAUUAAAAAUAAAGGUUUACUUUUGAAUGUAUGAGCUGGAGUUGUUGUUGAUGGAGAUUUGCUUGAAUUUGGUGCAAAAUAAAGAGAAAAGGAAUCAUU